AUGAUGCGUGGAAUCCAUCACUCUAACUCUUCGGAGUUACCACUGACGAGGAAUAUGCCAUUCUCAUCCAAGAGUGUCCCAACUCGUCAUCAGCCUCGUAAUAUGACUGGGAUCUACCUGGGAUUGGAGGGGAACAUCAAACCACCACAACAGAAGUUUACAGGUGGGAUCCCACCACUGGCUCGGGGGCGGGGCAUGACUAGGAUACGUACUCCUACAGAACACCGCAGAUAUAGAAAAGUUGAACAGUUGCGGAUUAAAGAGGAAAAAAGAGGAUUUGUGGGUCAACCUUUGAAGCGUAAAAAUACGGUGAUAAGUCCAGACUACCCAGAACCUUUCCACCAACAGCCUUCACAGACACAAACUUUGACCUCACCACGAGCCAAGCAAUGGGGGCCAGCCAAGCAUGCUGACCGCACAGAGUUCUUUGAUCUUAUUAGAACAAACCCCAGGAAUUACACAGUAGUGGUCAAUGAUGGUGUGACACGGUCAGAAAACUUGUCAGGUUUGAUGAGUUUUGCUGUAAAUGGAGAUGAAACCAAAGUAGCAUGGCCAGAGAUGCUGGCAGAUGAAGUACACAGAAUCUCUACAAGAGAUAGUGAAGAUGUCACUGGCCUGGAAGAAUGUUUCAAAAAAGUGUGCAAGGGAAAUGUUGAAUCGAUAAACAGUUUACUUCCUUAUCGAAAACAGAACCAGAGAGAGCAGUAUAGCACUGGUUUCCAGGUCAGAAGUUACAGAAAUCCCAACAGAGCCGAGAUCAUGGCUGAUUUCAACAACAUGUCUCGAAGACCUCGUACUGUGCCAGCUAACCGGCCAAUAGUUCCUAGUCCAUACUUUUUCAAAUAUUACAAUGGUCCCUACAACAAGAGCAAGGAGGUAGACAGAGAGAAACCGUCCACAGCCUCACAGUUUGAGAACCAAUUUUCCACGCUGAACGGAACUUCCAAGAUAAUAGCUGCCCCUGGCGCUGGUUUGCUGUCCCGUUCACUCAAGUCCAGAUCGGCUGCCUGGAGUGACAGUGAUCUUAAGCUACACACAAAACUUCAUACUCAUCCAGCGGGUACUCCGUCAGAGCACAUUGAUGACGACACAGAUAUCAGAGAUACCUAUUUAUCAGGACGUCAAGUUCCAAGGCCCAUGACUGUGAACUCUGCUGAACAACCAAGCAUACCUGAAGGUCAAAGUGUAGAGGUCAAGGAAACAAAAGGUGAAGGAACAGGUCAGCCAGAGGCUACUAAGGAGGCAGUUUCUUCUCAUUUACCUGAAGAGAGUGAAGAGAUUAAACGCCAAGAAAUAAUUUCUGCUUCUAUACGGACAACAGAAAGGGACUCAACAGAGCCCUCUAGUGGUGCUGACAGCACACAGCCAGGGGAGAUUAAUACUACCUCAGCAAACGUAGCAAAUAUGGACACAAUUGACAACUCAAGUUUGUCUGCAGAGCAGAAGGCUGCCAACCGAAAGGGAGACGAGUUCGUGUUUGGUGUAGCAGAUGAGCAUGGUAAACAGGGAGAAGUUGAAAUAGACACAGCAGACCAAGAGGAUGCAGAGCAAGCUGCUCUAAAAGGAAAUGUUCGUAAAGCUUCCAUUAGUGAAAAGGUAGAGAAGUCCCGAGUAUCUCAGGCCUACAUAGAGAGUAUAAAGGAGAACGCAGAGCAGCGUAAAAAGGAUUUGGAGAAGAUGCUUGAUGAACACGCUGAGUUGGUACAGGAGAUAAGCCGUGUGGCCAGCUCAGAUAACAUAAGUGCAGAAGACCGAGACCAGUGACCAUUAUGACCAGUGUCCACAAUAUAGUGGACUCUUGCCUGGCUGCAACCCCUCAUUGAUUGAUCUUCACAGCUGUAGACAGUAGUCAGUGUAGGAACUCUUCCUGUUCCUAGCUGUAACAGUGGCUGACCACAACUGGUCCUCAUUAGGGCUGGUAAUAGAUAGCCAGUGGUCACUUCCUUCGGCCUGUGACCACCUUCUGGUGAGCUAAUGACAUGCUAGAUGGUGCUACCAGUCUGGAUUCCUGGCACUUAGCACCGCCAACAAUUUAAUCACUCAUUUACAACUGACAGAUCUGUCCUUGUGGGAGGGCUCUCAUUCUUACUGUGUGGGCAGAUCUGUAAUACAGCAAAUUAUCACCAUGUCAUACUUAAUUUCAUCGUAAUAUGCUUUUAUGUUUCACAACAAGUAUAUUUUGCUCUUUUUAUUUCCAUGACGACAUGUUACAAUUGUGAGUGUAAGGCGUGGUGUUAGUUGUUACCACCAUAGUUAACCAUACAUUAGAGGGUGUGAUCAUCUCCUCAUCAGCUACAGUGAUCAAACUGGAUGUGGCAGUAGCUCUAGUAUUGAUCUGUGAUUUAUGAUGUACAUUUUGGAAGACAGAGUUAUCCACCCUUGUAACAUUUUUGUUUUACACAAUGCUACAAACUUUUUAUUACAAUAUGUGUAUACAGUUUGUCUGUUUAUAGCUUAGAUUUAAACUAUGCUAAAGAAUGGUUGCAUACCUUGAAAUUGAAAUCAUUCUGUAAAUAAAAUAUGUGUAAUGUUUCAGCCAUCAUGUGACUGCAUGUGGACGGCAUGCAGUUCCUAUUUCCUGUACUAAUAAGUGUUUGAUGCACAAAAAGAUUGAAGCUAACUUUACAUCUAUAAGACUCUGAAGUAGACUUAGUGUUAGGUGAAGUUACAAGUAGUCAAUCAGUUCAAUAUUGUUUUACUUGUAAACAUUUCCAUGUACCAAGCUAAUGUUUCUGAUCACACCUGGACAUCAGUGUAGUACCAUUGUACAAUCAAAUGUUUCUAGUGGACGUCAAGGUUCACUGGUUAUGUCUAUAGAAUGCUGGUCUGUAUUUAUUUUAUGGCCUGUUUAUAACAUUCUAUGUACAAGUACUGAAACAUAUUAAAACAACGUAUUAUAUAACCUAUAUCAGUUUGUGAUACCAGUGAUCAAUUGAUAUUAUAGUUAUAUGGUUAAUACAUCAGAACUAGGAAAGUUUAGGUCCAUAUACUACACACAGUAGUACAGAAUGAGGUAGGGGAUGAGUAUAACAGGAAUUUUAUAACCAGUGUUUGGGUUUUGUUAGUCCAUUACAAUUGUUUUAUGUACACCAGGAUGGUGGGUAUGUCAGUUAUGUAAUACUAAGGACAUUCCCAUGCACAACUUUAUUCAACUGUUCAGUUUUCAUCAUUUUUGUAUCACCAGAGUUUGUUUUAGCUUUAUUACAAUUUGAAAAACAUGUCCUGAUUUGUAUGAUCUGUGUUUAAAAACGUUUCAUAUUCAUCCAAUAUAUAAGUCAUGCUAAUAUAAUUCCUGUAUGUAUACAGCCCUAUAGGAUCCAGACCUAACAUACCCCUUUAACCUAAUAUUUCAAUAAGAAACUACAAACACUUACACAUACAACUUGUGUUGUAAUUUGCCUCAUACAGACCUCUACAUCUAGGUCCAGAUCUAAGUUACACUGUCCUAUUAUCUUUUUAUGUGUAAUUUUUUUUUUCAUUGAAAAUCUAUUCUGUUGAGUCAGCAUAGUGUAAUCACAUUUUAAAACUAGAUUUGAAGACAUUUCAUACAUACUUCUUGUUAUAUUGAACCUCAAACUUAUGACACUUGCUAUGUACUGUUUAUUAAGCAGGUCUAGAUUCCUUGUGUGAGAUGUCAUCAUGUUUCCCUGUAUGUAGGUCAAGGACAUAUCUCUCUGGAAUUGGUAAUAUUCUUCUUUAUGUAUAACAAGGAGACCUUUUGUCAUAUUUCUCCAUAUGUAGGUCAGGGAGGCAUUUUGUCAUGUUUCUCUGUAUGUAGGUAAGGGAUUUGGGUGUCUGAUGUAAGACAGAAAGACUGUGAUAAUUUUUUUCUGUUUGUAGGUCAGGAAGGCAUUUUGUCACAUUUCACUGUAUGAAGAUUAGGGUGACCUUUAAGGUUGAGUUUGGUAUGUAAAACAAAAGACUGUGCAACCUGGGUCAGGCUUCCUUGUAGGUUUAAUGCAAAGGUAGCAAAUCAUUAAAUAUAUCUAGGAUAGAGAUAGAGUCAGUAUCCCCUAUGUCUACUGAAAAGUGUUGGGACACUCAAGAUUGCAAGGCAAAAUAAAAGGCUGAGAUUCCAUUUAAUUUUUAAAAUUCUCUCUUUCUAAUACAUUUCAAUAUUUCAAUUCAAUUUCUUUGUAAUUAUUAGGUUGAAAACUCUUCAGUUUGAAUAUGCUGGUAUAUGUUCAAAGGUAAGGAGACAAUUUAGAUGGAUGUUCUGUCUUAUAGAAGCAGGAUAGAUUAAAUGACUGGUAUUAUCAAGAGAAAUGAGACAGGUUUUUCUCUGUGGAGGACAAAAAGUCACAUGGCAUAGAUUACCUACAUAUAGGAGAGGAUUUGAGUUAUAGUUGUUGUAACAAAAGGAUUGUUGGUCUCCAGGACCACAAAGGAUGAUGUAGCAUGAAAUACCCUUGUAGCAUUAAUCUGGAGCAUUAGUCAUUACUUCAUUGUACAAAUCAACAUAUCCAUUACAAUAUUGGAUAGACUGUUGGUGCUUUACUGCAUUCAGCAUCAUUACUACUGAUAGAAGAUUUCUAGGUAUGUAUUCAUCUCAUUACAUCAAAUUGGGCGUUGGGCGACAGCUUCCAAAUCAUGCAGUACACCUUAUAAUGAUUUCCUACAGAUUUGCCGUUGAUUCUUCAAAAUGUUUUAACUGUCAAUUGAUACUGAUUUAUCACAGGACUACUCCUUUUCUAAAAUAAAAUAAAAUUGUUAAACUAUGCGUGUAUCUAUUAAAACAAGAUAUGGUUAUCUCUUUCGAGAGAGUGAUACUUAUGAAACCUAGACAUUGUGUACCUAAAACUUAUGUGUGCUUAAUGUCAGGUCAUUAACGUGGUAAUUUUGGCGUGACCUUGACCUCUGACCCCACUUUCAGUUUCUCAUCCAUGACCAAGACCACAUCCCAGGUCUAGCAUUGCAUGUUAACCUUUAACUUGUCAUACUCAUCAGCAGAUCUGAACUGACAGCAAAUUGAAUACUUUUUCAGUCAGUCAGUGUGUAUAGUGGUUCAUUUCUAGUUCAUCAUUCUAUUCUGUCAGUAUUUCUGAUGUGAAAGCUACAAGUAUACCCAUAGUGCUAGUUGUGACAUCCUAGAGGACAGGUCAUUUCACUGUUAAUGUACAUUCUGCAAACAUUUUAAAAGAAAACAGAUAUUUGUGCCAUGCAGAAUUUGUUUGAAUUUCAUUUUUGUACAUCAUUAAUAUUAUCAGACCUGUUGCAUAUAUAGGUUUAUAUAUAUCAACGUUCUGUUCUUUUGUAAACAACUAAAAUUCAUAGUGUAUUCUCCUACAUAUCUAAGUUGCAAAUCAACUGUGAAAUGGUGCUGCUUUUAAAGAAGGCUUACAUUUUUGCAUUUAUAUUUCCAACCAAAUAUCACUUUUUAGAUGUGAACUUGAAAAUUAAAGCAAUAUCAAUACCAUUUGUAAUCUACAGAGUCCAAAGGUUCAAACUAAGUCAGCUUUACAGUACACACUUAUUUCAUGAAGGACGUUUAAAACAAACUCUCAAAAAAUAUAAUAAUUUGCUACAUCAGAUUAUUGUUCAGAAAUUAAAUAUACAUGUUGUAUAUUCAUUUUGGUAAGAAAUUUUAUAAACUGCAUUUUGUGAAAAAAAUUCUAUACUUGAAAUAUUAGUGUAUCUUGAAAAGCUUACAAUGUAUUGAACAAUUUGGCCCAAUUGUCCAGAUUUUCUAUUUUUGAUUCAUCAGAUUGAUAUUAUGGCAAAGGGUAUUUCCAAUCCAGAUUUUGAUUUUUAAUUUUAUAAUUAAGAGAAUUAGAAUAUUUAUUGAUAAAACAAUUGCAGGUAAGUAAGUGUACCAUGUUUUGUAUAUGAGGUAUAUGUUAUGCUGUUUGAAACAGUUUGGAGGCAUUUUUCAUGUUUCAUUGUUGUAUAUAAUAUUUAUGAAUAGUCUGCAUAUAAAAAAGUAUCAUUUAAAAUAA
Molecule: messenger RNA, 5936 nt
Organism: Ylistrum balloti
Lineage: Eukaryota; Metazoa; Mollusca; Bivalvia; Pectinida; Pectinidae
Exons: 13
Coding region: 1-1764 (587 amino acids)
Source: RefSeq, a predicted model, not a curated record